Molecule: messenger RNA, 3945 nt
Organism: Copidosoma floridanum
Lineage: Eukaryota; Metazoa; Arthropoda; Insecta; Hymenoptera; Encyrtidae
Product: neural cell adhesion molecule 2
Molecular function (GO): protein binding
Source: RefSeq, a predicted model, not a curated record
UAUACACCGUGGAUCGGGAUUUCGGUUAAGUGGAAGAGGUCCGCGUUGCGUCGGACGAGACUGUUCCGUGUGCUUUUUCCCAAUUUUUUUUUUUUUUUUUUUUCUCUCUCUCUCUCUCUCUCAGAUAGGCACAACAUUUGCUGGAGCUCUGGAUCGCCAGGAGAUCGAUGAAAAAGGGUCACUGGCCGAGGAGUAUACUACCGUAUUUUUACAAUCAUUUGUGUGAAAAUUUGUUAUUCCACCUCGUGAUUUCAAAUAAUUGACAUUUCCGAAGAAAAAAAAGGCAACUGGGUCGUCUUAUCGCGAAGGAUCUGCCCACUCGUGGAGAGAAGGGUUUUGCAAACGUCGGCAGUUACCGCGAAAUCGCGCCCCUAGGCUACAUUGAACGUAGUUACGUGGAUAGCUGACAAAGACAAACGCUGAUCUUCGUCGGCCCGGGGUAUGUAUAAAAACUCAGGGCGGUAAUUGAGACGCGGAACGAGCCAGCGAUCCUCCCGGGAGACUAUUAAAUUCACCGUCGCAUAACCGUAUCGACGGAAAAGUCAAAUCGACUCCUCGGCUAAUCUCCCCAGAGUUGAUAACUCCCCGCGUGCACGCAGGGGGAUGAAAAUAGGGUGGGGGGGUGGCCCGAUCUUACCGGCUAAUAGAAAAUCAUUUCACGCUCACAUGAAGCUCGCUUCUCUCACUGCCAUGCCUGCGUGCGUAAGGGUUUUAGUCGUAACGAGCCCGCCAAUGAUCCACGCGUGGAGAGAGGAGGAGUCGUCGUGCGUGACAAUGACCGGCGUGAGGAGGAAAAGCUCCUCGUCUUAGUGCACACCUACUGUCGCUGUCCCUCGAGUUGUGAUGACUACUGAGAUAAUAAGUGCUGGUGCUUUCGGUUGUGGUAACAGUGCUCGAAGACUACGCCGUGCCGGUCCCAGGAUGACGGUGGUGCUGGUGAUGCUGUUGACGGGCGCGCUCGUCCAACUGGCCGACUCAGAGGUCGUGGCCGGUACGCGGAAGGCCCAGAGUGCCGUGCCAGCAGUGGAGGUGGCCUCGGUCGCGGGCAGGGAGGCCCACCUCGCGUGCGACAUAACACCGCAGACGCGGAGCGAGGAGGCUUACAUGGUGUUCUGGUACAAGUCGGACCACGAGGGCUCGCCGAUCUACAGCGUGGACGGGCGCAAGGGUGCGCUGAUCGAGGGCAGGCAGUGGUCGAACCCGAGCGUGUUGGGCGAGAGGGCGCGCGUCCGCAUGACACCCCAGAGGGCAGAGCUGCAGAUCAGGGAGCUCAGGACGGAGGACGCUGGGUUGUACAGGUGCAGGAUCGACUUUCGCAACAAUCCCACCAAAGCUCAGAGGUUCAAUCUCACGGUCAUUGUUCCACCGCAGUCGCCGAUAAUCUACACGGGAGAGCACGUGCUGGCAAAAAACCUGCAAGCCUUCAACGAGGGCAGCGAGCUCGUGCUGUUCUGCGAGGUGUCGGGGGGCUGGCCACCACCGCGGCUCACCUGGCACUGGCAGGACCGACUCGUCGACGAGAGCUACACCCGCGAGUACGACGUGACGGUCAAUCCGUUGAACUUUGGCCGCGUCGCGCGCAACCUCCUCGGCGCCAAGUUCGUCUGCCAGGCCAGCAACACGGACCUGGUAGCCCCGACAAUUGCCGAGAUCAUCGUCGAUGUUAACUUGAAGCCGCUGGUGGUUAAUAUUACGAACAAAGCGCCCUACCUCGUGGCCAUGAGUACUUACGAGAUCGAAUGCGUAAGUUCGGGCUCGAGGCCCGAGCCUGUCAUCACUUGGUACAAGGGCAGCCACCAAGUCAAAGAGAUGGCCAGAAACGUGAUAGAGGGCCCAAACAUGACGAGGAGUACGCUAAGUUACGUGCCAACGAUCGCGGACGACGGCAAAAAUCUGACCUGCAGAGCCGAGAACCCCGUCAUUCCCAGCGCGCUCGAGGACAAGUGGCAGCUAGAGGUGCACUACAUCCCGCAAGUAUCAAUCAAGCUGGGCUCGAGUUUGCGAGCGACGGACAUAAACGAGGGCGACGACGUGUACUUCGAGUGCGAUGUGACGUCGAACCCAACGGCUUACAAACUCGUGUGGUUCAAGAACGGCCGGGAAAUCCAGAAGAACGCCUCGGCCAACGUGAUGCUGCCGGGCGGCAACUCCCUCGUACUCCAGAGCGUGACCCGCGCCUCCGCGGGAGAGUACGCCUGCCAAGCCACCAACGACGAGGGCAAAGCCAUCAGCCGGCCGGUCACACUCGACGUAAUGUACGCGCCGGUAUGCAAGGACGGAACGACGAUGCAGGUGGUUGGGGCCCUGAAGCAAGAGACGAUAUCACUGGUGUGCGGUGUGCAGUCCAAGCCACCUCCCACGAGUUUCCAGUGGACGUUCAACAACUCGGGUGAGCUGAUGAGCGUCCCGGCGACGAGGUACGCCCAGGUGCGUCCCCAGCACCUGAUUACAAGCCACUGGCACGGUUCGAUGCUGAAUUACACGCCAGCAAAUGACAUGGACUACGGGACCAUAUCGUGCCAGGCUAUCAACAAAAUAGGCGUCCAAAAGGUGCCCUGUCUCUUUCAACUGAUAGCUGCCGGGAAGCCCUACCCUCUGCAGAACUGCUCGGCCGUACAGUCGACUGGACCCUACGCCUAUCGCAUGACUCAAGAAGAUAUCAGGGCGACGGACGCGCGGGACGCGGACUGGCUAAUAGUGAGCUGCAGCGAGGGCUUCAACGGCGGCCUGCCCAUCAAGAGUUUCGAGCUCGAGGUCUACAGCGACGAGAGCGUUUAUCACGUCAACACGAUUUACAUAAAUCACACGGAUAAGGCGUCGGCGGCCGCGAGCACCGGGGCCGGGGGUGGUGUUGGCGUCAGCAUCGGGGCCGCCUCGGGCGCGGGCGGUCCGAUCUUCGAGGUGCCGGGUCUCGAGCCCGGAAGGAAUUACCGGCUCUUGCUCUACGCCGUUAAUGCCAAGGGCCGGAGCGACCCCGUCGUACUCGAGCCAGUCACGCUCAAGGGCGUGGCCAUGUACACCACCGGUCGAGACUCGGGCGGUGACUCGAUGGAUUACAGUCUCCUGGUGGCCGUCUUCGCGGGUGGCAUCACUGCCGUGUGCAUCCUCAUGGUGGGCAUUACUCUGACCCUGUAUCGGCGCAACCAUCCGCCCCAGCCGAGCAAGACGCAAACACACUUGGUACACGUGGCCGGCACGCCGGGCUCUGGUGGUGUCGGUACUCACGGUACUCUCGCUGCCGUAGGAACCCACGUGGAUCACCAGCAGCUGCAGCAACAACUGCAGUUUAGCCCGCGAACGGUACGCCAAGAGUACGAGGUCCACCAAAAUUGGAUGAGCGCGUCCAAGAGCCCCCACUCGCCCUUCGACACUUUCGCUCGGCUAUCAACGGCGAGCGCAACCACCGCAACGACAACGACGACGACGACAACGAGCCCAACGACGGCAGGCAUGUCAGGGACACUGGCAUCCUUCGGCCAGCAGCAGCUGGACGCAGAGGACGACCCGGACGUGAUAGCGUCGAGCAAGUCCGAGAGGCGACCCGAGGUCUUCGAGCCCAACUACGCGUCCAAGCCCGAGCGGAUCAAAUACUUUCGCCGGCACCUCGAGCAGGACGACCGGCCUUGGCAAAACGGCGACUGCCAGCAGGUGGGCCCUGACGACUCGAGGAUCCAACUGGUAGCCCAGGGGGGUACGAGGCCCAGCACACUGCCGGUGCAGCAGCACAAGGCCCCGGAUGUUUAUACCAAGAGCUUGCGCGUACAGGAGAGUUGUAUAUAGGGGGACGCGCCAAGAGACUCUUUUAGGCUUUAAGGUGAUUUUGAUUCUUGUAUACAUGUUAUAUGUAUGAUGUACGUGUAUUGUACGAUGUGUUCUCUGUUCGAGAAGAGGAAGGGGCCGGAGAAGGCGGGCGAGAAACGAUUGUACAUAUAGACAAUAAUAAAG